Messenger RNA from Acanthosepion pharaonis, 3090 nucleotides. Lineage: Eukaryota; Metazoa; Mollusca; Cephalopoda; Sepiida; Sepiidae. The record is from the annotation of a GenBank genome assembly.
UUGCUUGUUUUAUCUAAACUUGUUUGCCACAGGAUGGGAGAGGACACCCCAAUUUAUUUUAAGGAGAGUGUUAGCAAGUACCAGAUUCCUCUUGACCAUCUGGAUUUUGGUUACAUCAAGAAGUGUAAUGAUGUGAAGGAAUUGGAAAAGAUUUACAAACUUUUAAUGUCUGGGGAAGAGGGAACAUAUUUAGAGUUGGAAAAGUGUUGUGAAGAGAAACUCAGGAAAUUACACCCAAACAGCCGAGCCCUAAGAAAACCGUGUCCUUUAUUGAAUCUGUCCGAUAUCAACAAAGAAGAACGGAAGGAUAUCGAGGAAGACCUUCAAAAUUGGACUGCUAAUAUGGCAACCUUAGAUGACACCCUAAAAAAUAUGGCUUCCAAAGAAAUAUAUUCUCAGGACAAACCACCAAUCAGAUGCCCAGAUAAUUUGAAAGCAGAGAGUGAAAAAAGCGAGAAAAAAAAAACACCUCCUGUUAGUAAAAAACCUGUGAUGCCUCGGGGAUACAAAGAAUGGGACAAAUUUGAUAUUGAAAAAGAACUUAAAGGAACUGAUGAGAAAGCAGAAGAGAAGAAAAAAAGCAAAAAUACAAAUUCCAAUAUAUCUGAAACAGUCAGUGUCAAACCAGACACACUGGAAGACACAAAACAGGUCAUGGCCGCACGUGAGAAAGACAAAGGAAAUGAGGCCUUCAGAAGUGGAGAUUAUAAUGAAGCCGUAAUUUAUUAUAACCGAAGUUUAUCAAUUUGCCCCUCAGAUGUUGUCUACAACAAUCGUUCCCUUGUCUAUUUGAAGUUGCAUAAUUGGGAUGCUUCUGUCAAGGACUGCAACAUGGUUUUAGAAAAUGAUAAAAAUAACAUUAAAGCUCUUCUUCGUCGAGCAACAGCAUACAAAGAGAAAGAAGAAUAUAACAAGGCACUAUAUGACCUGAAACAAGUCCUUGUCUUGGAGCCAGAAAAUCAACGAGCUAAGCAAAUCCUUCAAGAGGUUGAGUGUAAGUGCACAGCAAGUACCAAGAAUGAAACAGAAACCGUUCCAAAGAAGAAAAAAGGUAGAAAAUUGGUCAUUGAAGAGGUUGAAGGAAGUGAAGAUGAAUUGGCCAAACUCAAAGACAAGAACCAAAUGACAUCGUUGCCAAACGGCCUUCCAGAUCAAUCUGGUGAAACCAAAGCUUUGAGCAAAAGUGAUGAAAAAUCUGAGGACGUUUCUCUGGGUGACACUAUAAAGAGUAAAGGAGAUGGCCAUUCAGGGAAAGCCUCCAAACAUAAGAAAAACAUUAAAAAUAAACUGGAUGCCAAAAGUUCAAUGUCUGGAGAUAACAGUUUAAGUAAUAAAGACAAGUGUCCCCCAUCUAGUGUAAAACAUGGGGAGGCAUCUGGAGCUGCCCCUGUCAGCACGGGUCAGGUGACAACUACUGAAAACUCUGAAAGCAAAAAAGAUUCUAAAGAAAGUGCCUCCAUUUCCUGUGAUAAAAAUGUAAAGACUACAGAGAUUUUAACAAAUACUCCAAAAGUCCUUAUGCAUUGGCCUUUACCGUCUCGGGUGGAAUUGGUUAAAAAGUCUGGCAACGAUAUGUUCCAGAAAGGCAGAUAUGCAGAGGCCCUCAAGUUUUAUACCAAUGCCAUUGAUAUGUUGCAAGAAAAAUCAGAUGAGCAAACUGUAAAUUUGUCACUGAUUUAUAGCAACCGUGCAGCUUGUUGUUUAAAAAUGGGCAACUGUCAGGGAAGCAUUAAAGAUUGCACCUUCUCCUUGGAUCUGGUGCCCCACGCAAUUAAGCCCCUUCUUCGACGUGCAGCUGCCUAUGAAACCCUGGAGAGAUAUGGACUUGCUUAUAUUGAUUAUAAACAUGUGUUGGCCAUUGAUUCAAGUGUAGAAGUAGCCCAACAGGGUUCAUCCAGGUGCAGCCAGACCCUGAUCCAAUUGCAGGGUUACUCUUGGAGAGAAAAACUUCCUCCUCUGGUUACUGUCCAAGCAUCUGUCAUCCCUGUCAUCCAAAAACCUCCUGGAGCAGAAACAACAACCGCACAUCAUCCAGACAGUGAGAAACCUAAAUUGAACACAAAAUCUGGAGAGGGUGAGAUUAAAACUUCAAAAAGUGCAAAAAAAUCUCAAAAGAAAUUAGAGAAGCAAAAUUCUGCUGCCGAAAAACAGGGUUCUACACCUGAAAAGAAGGCACCAAAGACUUUGACGAAGGAAGAAGAAUUUGAUACGAUGAAAUCAAAAGGAAAUCAGCAUGUAAAAAAUGAGGAAUAUCAGAAAGCCAUCGAAUGUUAUACCAAAUGUGUACAGUUGUUUCCAGACAAAGUUGUUUCCUACACUAAUCGGGCUUUGUCAAGCAUCUGUACAAACUGUAUUCUGCAUCGGAAUCUUUUUCUCUCCCUUUUUUCUCUUUUCAUCUCUCUCUCUCUCUCCCUCUUUUUAUCUCUCACUUUUUCGCCUCACGCUCUCUUUCUCUUUUUUGCCUGUCGCUCUCUUUCUCUUUUUUCAUCUCUCUCUCUCUUUCUCUUUUUUCAUCUCUCUCUCUCUUUCUCUUUUUUCAUCUCUCUCUCUCUCUCUCUCUUUUUUCAUCUCUCUCUCUCUCUUUUUUCAUCUCUCUCUCUCUCUCUCUUUUUCAUCUCUCUCUCUCUUUUUUCAUCUCUCUCUCUCUUUUUUCAUCUCUCUCUCUCUCUCUCUUUUUUCAUCUCUCUCUCUCUUUCUCUUUUUCUCUCUCUCUCUCUUUCUUCAUCUCUCUCUCUCUUUCUCUUUUUCAUCUCUCUCUCUCUUUCUCUUUUUUCAUCUCUCUCUCUCUUUCUCUUUUUUCAUCUCUCUCUCUCUUUCUCUUUUUUCAUCUCUCUCUCUCUUUCUCUCUCUCUCGCUCUCUCUUUUCAUCUCUCUCUCUCUCUCUCUCUCUCUCUUUCUUCUCUCUCUCUUUCAUCUCUCUCUCUCUCUUUUCAUCUCUCUCUCUCUCUUUUCAUCUCUCUCUCUCUUUUCAUCUCUCUUUUCUGUCUCUCUUCCUUUUCCAUCUCUCUCUCUCUUUUUCUCUCUUUUAUCACUUUUAUCUCUCUGUCUUCUCUUUUUUCUUACAUUUUCUCUCAUUCUCCUUUCCUAUAA